AUGUCCCAACAGCCACUGGUCGAUCCUCCCGAUCUGCGACUCGCUGCCUCGGCCCUUGUUGACGAGGAGGAUGCUUCGCAGAACAAUCCCGUUUCAGACUCGCAGACCGACAUCCUCUCUGGAUCCCGAAAGCGCAAGUCCGAAGAUGCCGGCCACUUCCGGUCGUCCAAGAAGCACUGCGAGGACGAUGAGAGCUACUGUGGCACCGUCGAGCGCAUCGAGCUGGUCAACUUCAUGUGCCACAAAUAUCUGGUUGUGGACUUCAACCCAAAGAUCAACUUUGUCAUCGGCCACAACGGCAGUGGAAAGAGCGCCAUCCUCACCGGCCUGAUGAUCUGCCUUGGAGGCAAGGCGAGUUUCACCAAUCGUGGCCAGAAUCUGAAGAAUUUCAUCAAGGAAGGAGAGAGUUCCGCUGAGAUCACUGUCCGGAUUCGAAACACUGGCGAGGACGCUUUCGAGCCAGGCACAUAUGGCGACUUCAUCGAGAUCACUCGCAGACUCACCGCCGACAGCGGCAAGCCACACACCUACAAAAUCAUGUCCAGUAACAAAACCCUCGUCUCCACCAAGAAGGAGGACCUCGUAGCAAUCUGCGACCACUUCCAGAUUCAGGUCGAGAACCCGCUCGCCAUCCUGACGCAAGAUACAGCGCGCAUGUUCCUGGGCAACAGCACACCUCAGGAAAAGUAUCAGCUCAGCCAGCUCCACGAUGACUACAGCAUUAUCAAGCAGAACCUGCAAAAGAUGCGCGAAAGCACCCAGGUCCAGGUCAAGAGAAUCCUUGAGCUCAAGGAUGACAUCGUAAAACUCAAGGAGCGGAUGAAGGUGGGAUCAUUGCUUUAUCCUCAUCUGUUGCAGCAGGCAUAUUGGUGCCACGGGGCCCAGUACGCAGCGGUGUGGUUGACCAUGACUCUCCGACAGGAUCUUGAGCAAAUGGAGGACUACCAGGACACCAUCCACUCCUUGAAGAACGAGCUGAUCUGGGCGACCAUUGUCGAUCAAGAGCAGGCUUUGAAGAAGCAGCACGACGCUAUCGAAUCGCGACAGCGUAAGAUCAACCGACGAGAAGAGCACGUCAGUCAGAACAAUGCCGAGCUAGAGCGGCUGAACGAGGACAUUGAGCGCUGUCGGGAAAAGAUCGAGUCUCUGUCGUCACCAGUGUUCACCAGCCGCCUUCAAGAGCUGCAGAACGAGCGCGUCCAAAUCAAGGACGAGCUGCGCGAGUGUUUGUCUCAGAACGAAGAAGUGCAGGAAGAGAUCCGCAAGCUGACGGCUGAAAAGAACAAGAUCACAGCCAAGUUCGCGGCCGAGAAGAAGCGUCUGGGAGCCAGCGGUAACCGCGCUGAGCGGGAGCAAGAGCUGGAGGAUAUGAAGGAACGCCGGUCGGAAAUCACUACCAAGCUCGAAGAGAUGGCUGCCCAGCGUGAUGAGAUCGAUCAAGAGCUCGAGCGGUUCACCCAAGAGCGACAAGACGCCCGCGCCGAUCAAGGCGGGCUGAGUCGAAAGGUUGAAGACAUCCGCAAGCGCAUCGAAACGAUGCAGCAACAGACUCAGAACAGCGUGCUCGUCUAUGGCAAUGCCAUGCCCAAGAUUCUUGAAGAAAUCGAUCGACUCGACAGGGCUGGUCGAUGGGUUGGAUCCAAGCCGGUUGGUCCACUCGGAUUGUUCGUCAAGCUGCGAGAUGCACGAUACGGCGAGGUGAUCGAGUCCUGCCUCGGCCGAACGCUGAACGGAUUUGCCAUCAGCUCCAACAGAGAUAUCUCGACUCUCCAGGGCGUCCUCAGAAAGUUCAGGAGCACUACCGACGCUGCGCCACUCCCCGAGUUUAGUGUAUCUCCGUUGCAUUGGCGCGUUGCUUUGAGCAGCGAUAAUCCGAUCAUUCGAUACACCAACGCGAGGAACUUUGACUUUUCCUCUGGAGAGCCUGAGGAGAAAUUUGUGACGAUCUAUCGAAUGCUCGAGAUUACCAAUCCGGUUGUACUCAUGUGUCUAGUGGUCAACCACAAUAUCGAGAGUAUCGCGCUGGUCAACUCCCGUGUCGAGGGCUUGGACAUGAUUGCGCACUUUAACGGCAUGCCUCACAACGUCCGGAGGAUCUACGAUCGACGCGACCUGUACGAGUGUGGUCAGAAGGGCAUGGAGGGCUCAUUUGCCCUCAACCGAUGGAGAGGGGCCAAGCGGCUUGUUACAAACAUCGAGUCUGAUAUUCGUGCCGAGCAGGAUGCCCUCAAAGAGAGCGCAGACCGGCUCGAGACCCUCAACAUGGAUAUCACUGCGCUCUCGGUGAAGAUUGAUGACCGCCAGAAGAAGCGGCAGAAGCUCGAGCUGAGGCGUGAAAGUACAAACUUGCAUCGGCGAAUCGACGAUCUUCAGACGGAACUCUCUGAAGACUCCAACCGUGGAACAAUCCAUGUCCUCCAGAACACACUGGAUAGCCUGGAGGCAAAGCUCGAUGAGUCCCAGGAAAAACUCACGAUCGUCGAGCGCCAGCGGCUGGACCUGGUCGCAAAGGACACACCAAUCAAGCAGCGAAUCGAGCAGCUGAACGCCGAGAACAGGAUGCAUCACGAGCAGGUCAACAAGCUCAAGCGAGAGUUGAACGCCUACCUCGAGAGCCAAGAUCAGAUACAGGGAACCAUUGCCACGGUCAAGGAGCAGAUCGAGGACUUUUCCCGCGAGCUCGAAAAUCUGAAGAGCGAAUACGACAAACAGUCGAGUGAGAUCGACGAGGCUGUGGAGACUGCUCUUGAAAUCACCCAGAAGCGAAUCACUACGCACAAAACCAUCGAGGUUCUCCAAAAGGAAAUCUCGCGAGUAGCAGCCCUUGCUACUGAGCAGGCCAAGCGGCACGGCGACAAGGAGGCUGUGUCGAAGCAGUAUGAAGCCAAGGUGACCCAGUACAACCGCAUCAAGAAGCAGAUCAAGGACUUCAAAGGACUCCAGGAUAAGAUUGAGUCUGCUGUCGAAAUCCGUGCCUCUUCGCUCGUUGCCUUCCGCGAAUUCAUCAUCAUGCGCGCCAAACUGCUGUUCCAAGAAAUCAUGAAGAAGCGCGGAUACGACGGCAAGCUGGAAUUCCGGGAUGGUGGACUGUUUUUGCGGGUGUCGGUCGAAGACCAAGCCAAAGCCCAGAGCCUAUAUUCCGAGACACAAAGCAACAAGUCAUCAACAUCCAAAGAUCCCAAGUCACUCUCUGGAGGAGAAAAGAGCUUCUCGACCAUCUGCUUGCUUCUCUCCAUAUGGGACGGCAUGGCCAAUCCGUUCCGGUGCCUGGACGAGUUCGAUGUUUUCAUGGAUGCCGUCAACCGUCGUAUAAGCAUGAAGUUCUUGAUCGACUAUGCCCGUAGCCGCGAGAAGCAACACUGCCAGUACAUACUGAUUACCCCCCAAGAUAUGAGCUACAUCAAAGGCAUUGAUAGUGGCGAUGUCAAAGUCAGCCGGCUCGAGGACCCAAGUCGAAACGGCGGCUAUCGGCAGCGGACGCUGGAUGAGUUUACCGUGUGA
Polychytrium aggregatum is the source of this 3501-nucleotide messenger RNA. RefSeq names its product P-loop containing nucleoside triphosphate hydrolase protein. NCBI's taxonomy places the organism in Eukaryota, Fungi, Chytridiomycota, Chytridiomycetes, Polychytriales. The transcript has 23 exons. Gene Ontology annotation, molecular function: damaged DNA binding; single-stranded DNA binding. Gene Ontology annotation, cellular component: site of double-strand break; Smc5-Smc6 complex; nucleus. The record is from RefSeq and is a predicted model, not a curated record. Gene Ontology annotation, biological process: double-strand break repair via homologous recombination. Bases 1 to 3501 code for a protein of 1166 amino acids.